AUGUCGUCAUUAUCUUAUCUUGAUCCUCGUUCUAAACAAUGUGAACAAGAAGUUCAACAAAUAAUGCAUUUGCAAAAUGUAGCAAAUCAAUUGCUAUAUGCAUUCACUGAUUCAAAAAGAGUGACUAUAUCUCACAUACCAGUUGCAAAUGCUCUAAUUUGGAUUGAUGUCCCUGAAGGACAAUUACCUAUAGCAAAUGAAUCUAAGACACAUUUAAAGUGUGGUAGACCAGUUGGUUCCAAAGAUAAAAAUCCUCGAAAGAAAAUAGUAGCAAAUUACCAAGAUGUUUACAUCAAGGAGGCAAGUUCUCAUGAAGAGAAUAGAGACAUAUUUAAUCAUAAAACUCCAGAAGAAGUUCAGAAUGUAGACAGAGAGAAGAUUGACCAAAAUGGAAAGACGCAAUCAAGGCAGAACUAA
Molecule: messenger RNA, 417 nt
Organism: Pistacia vera
Lineage: Eukaryota; Viridiplantae; Streptophyta; Magnoliopsida; Sapindales; Anacardiaceae
Exons: 2
Coding region: 1-417 (138 amino acids)
Source: RefSeq, a predicted model, not a curated record